Messenger RNA from Closterium sp. Naga37s-1, 2145 nucleotides. Lineage: Eukaryota; Viridiplantae; Streptophyta; Zygnematophyceae; Desmidiales; Closteriaceae. The record is from the annotation of a GenBank genome assembly.
AUGGCAUGCUUGCCUCGCAGUGCGCUCGUGGCAGCAAUUCUACUCGCUGCCGUCGUGGCUGGCGGUCGCUGCGUUUCGGGGCAGAGGAACAACCCGUUAGGCGAGGUGAUGGGGGUGUUGGCGUCGGAGUGGGGCAACGAUAACCUUGCAUCGGUCACAUGCCAGGAGGACUCCCUGGAUAUCCUCCUCUGCAACAACCACGGCCAAGUGAUCGCUAUGCACCUGGAUGGAGUGGCAUAUGACUUACUAACCACCAUACCUGCGCACAUUGGCAACCUCACUACCCUCACAUACCUGAGCAUGGUGGACAACUCACUCACGGGCUCUCUUCCAGAGUCAUUCAGCAAGCUCGUUGUGCUGCAGUAUUUGGAUGUGAGCAACAACUUGAUAUCACAGCCCCUCAAUGCCAUCAUAACCCUCGCUUCCCUCACCUACCUGAAUAUGAGUAGUAACCUCAUCAGCGCACCACUGCCACCAGGAAUGAGCAACCUGCUAGCACUUGACUACCUAGACUUGAUGAGCAACAGCCUGGACAAGGUGCAAGCUGUCUCCGCCCUCACCAACCUCAAAUUCCUGAGACUGGAAGAAUGCUGGAUAGAACCUGCACCUCUAACCAUAUUCUCCCCGUUGGUGGCAUUGCGUUACUUGAACCUGUUCAACAACUCGUUUGAAGGCUCUCUUGCUGCCCUCUCAACACUCACUCGCCUCCAACACCUGGACUUGGCGGACAAUUACAUAGGACCAAGCAUACCCUCCACUGUAUUGCGCCUCACAGGGCUCUCUUACCUCGAUCUCUCGCUCAAUAAUCUGAGGGGCCCCAUCGACCCCCUCACAUCCCUCACUGCACUGCAAGACCUGGUGUUAUACACCAACCCUCUAUCAGGCUCUUUUCCUGAGUCCAUCUCACGCCUGUCUCGCCUCACCUUUCUUGAGAUUGGCGCCACCAACUUCACAGGCACCCUUCCCGCAUCCCUUGGCCAAAUGACCGCUCUAAAAAAUCUGGGCUUGGAUCGCACAACAAUUGGGGGGUCGCUGCCAGCAUCCCUGGGCAACCUCACGCGUCUUACUGCGAUCUUGUUCGACCCGCUCAGUAAAACGUUGGGCCCCAGGUGUGGCAAGGAGGGAGCGUGCGUGGUGAAUCAAACUGCCUUCACGGCUUUCUGCAACGCCUGCCCUGACUUCUGUCUGACCUGCUCGCCCCCAGGCCUCUGCACUGGCUGCAAAGUGUCUGAACCCCAGCCAGAGCUACCCGCAGGAAUCAACAGCAACGGCAGCAGCAGCAGCAGCGGCAGCGGCGGAUUGUCGACGGGGGCAAUUAUUGGCAUCGUGUGUGGGGUGGUGGUGCUGCUGCUCGCACUGCUGCUCGCCAUCCUCUUCUUUCUCUACCGGAGGAGGAAGAAGGUCUCUCGCUUCGGAGCGUUGGCGAAGGGCGUGUGUGUGGAGUAUACAAUGAAGGAGAUGGCGCAGGCCACCAACAACUGGAUGAUUGUUGUCGGUCAGGUGAGCGAGAUGGCAACGAAGCACCACCCCAACCUGGUGCGCCUGCUGGGCUACGCCACGUGUGGGGACCUGCGGGAGCGCAUCGAGCAGAUCCUCGUCUACGAGUUCAUCCCCAAUGGGGAUCUAGACAAGUGGCCCGGCAAAGUUAGCCUCUGGGCUACACCCACUCUUAGCCGCUGCAAUUGCGCCUUUUCUACCUCCCCUCACGUCCUUCCACCUCUUCCCAACCUGUUCCACCACUUCCCCCCCCAACACCCACAGGUUCGGGAGAAGCUGGGCCAGGGGUCACUGGAGGAAAUCGCAGACCCCCGCAUGGGCCCCGUCCCUCCAGACGCCCUGCAGCGCAUGGCUGAUCUGGCAGUGCGGUGCUGUGGCACCUUCACUGCGGAACGCCCUUCCAUGGGCCGCAUUGCCCAGGAGAUGGAGGCGUUGCGGACUGAGGUGGGCGGUGGAGAGGAGCCGGUGCACAACAAGUCUUACAUGAAGGUGGAUGCCGAGCUGAGGGAGAAGAUGUUGUAUCAGAGUCAGAUUAGCGAGGACAAUUUGAACGAUGCCCUUGCCUCGAUUCCCUCGGAGAGAGUAGCACAAGGGACAUGGGGAGUAUCAUAUGAGGGAGACAGAUGGCAUGAGACAUGGAAGAAAUGA